AUGGAUGAUAACAAGCUGCUCACCCUGGCCAAUGGAGAGAGGAUCCGCCUGCAGAACCACUGUGCUAUGCUAUUUGAGGUUUGUCACUAAGAUCACUAUAGUCUCUUCAGACCACACCUUACUUGCACAGUUGUUAAAGGGAUAGUUCAAUUAAAUAACAAAAUGACAUAUUGGUUUCCUUACCCUGUAAGCAGUCGAUGGGCAAGGUAUGACAGCAAUCCAUUAUUUGGUUUCGUUUCCCUGGCACUGUUUCCACAUGCUAGCGUUUUAGCAUUUGUGGCACAAAUCCCAUUCAAGUCAUGGGACCCAUAUUAGCAUGUUCAAAUCAUCUAUACGUGACUUUGUUGAGCUUCACAAUCAAUUUUAGAUACUUGUGAAAAAUUUGGAGAUGAUGCGCACAUUUUUUUUAAUAUCGGUCUCAUGACUUGAAGAGGAUUUGUGCCACAAAUUCUAAAAUGUUAGCAUGUGGAAACAGUGCCAGGGAAACUAAAUCAAAGCAUGAAUUGUUGUCAUACCUUGUCCAUAGACUGCUUACAGGGUAAGGAAAUCAUUGUGUCAUUUUGUAAUUUGGGUGAACUAUCACUUAAAGAAUUUCUCAAUGCGAAUCAUAAAUCAAAUUGUCCAUCAUGUGUUGUAGGUUGGAGAUCUGCAGUAUGCCUCCCCUGCUACAGUCUCUCGCUGUGGGAUGGUGUUUGUGGACCCCAAAAAUCUUCGUUAUACGCCCUACUGGCAGAAAUGGGUCAGCAACAGACCUCCAAAGGUAAGGACAUGAUACAGUAAUAUGCAUAAAGAAUAUUUAUCCUUUCAGCAUUAUCAAAAUGGAUGUUGCAAUGUCUCAUCUUGUAUCCACUUGUCUUUUCCUGGACAGGAACAGCCACACCUGGAGAAGCUGUUUGUAAAAUACGUGCCCAGCACUAUCGACAUGAUAGUGGAGGGUAUUGUUGACGGCAAACAGGUGGAGAAACUGAAGACCAUCGUCCCUCAGACAGAUCUCAACAUGGUUGGUACAGCCUGGCCUUCUCGAGUGUUAUAACAUGAGUGUUAUAACAUGUUGCUAAUUAUAUUUACCCAAAUUGAAUCUCAUGAACAGAAUGCAGUAUUUCCUGCAACAAAAUCAGUUGCUGUAUCACCCACCUAAGAUUGGAUUCAGCAAACUUCUUACCCUACAUUUCUAGUUCCAUAGUCCAUUUUCAUGAUGGCUGUCCAUAACCCCUGUCUGUCUGUCUGUUGUGUGUUGUGUUGUGUUGUGUGUACAGGUGACACAGUUGUCCAUGAUGCUGGAUGCCCUGCUGGAGACAGAGGUCUAUGAUGCUGAUGUUCUGGAGUGUUUCUUCCUGGAGGCUCUGUAUUGCUCUCUGGGGGCCUGCCUGCUGGACAACGGACGGGCCAAAUUUGAUGAUUUUGUCAAGAAACUGUCCAGCUUGACCACUGUUCAUGAUGAGAAGGCUCUUGCUGGACCUGGAGAGAUUCCAGGUGAGAGAGGCAAACUGUCCAAGCCAAGGGUCAGAUACAGUCAUACUUAAAUUUUUAAUUCAGCUAUUAGAUACCCAAAACUACAAGUUAUUCAUAAAAUGAAUAUUUGGGAUGUCCGUUCACACAGGUUACCUGCCAACUCUGUACGAUUUCCAUUUUGAUGGGACCAAGAAGAAGUGGGUUACCUGGAGCUCCCUGGUCACCAAAUACAUCCACAGCCCUGAUGUGAAGUUCAUCGAUAUCCUGGGUAAAGCAUCAAUGCAUAUGUGCUCAUCAGAAAACAAAUAAAUAAGCCAUCCACUGGAUUCCUACAGAUAGCAAAUGUACCAUUUUUUCAAACCUCACUUUCAUUUUCUCCCUCACCAUAAUUGUUCUUCUCCCUCUUCCUUCUCCCUCUUUUUCCCUCCUCCAUCUCUCUCUUUCUCUAUCUCUCUCAAUCUCUCUCUUCAUCUCUUUCUUACAGUCCCUACCGUGGACACCACGCAAGCCAGCUGGCUACUGGAGCAGAUGGUGAAGAUCAAGAGGCCUGUAGUUCUGGUGGGAGAGUCUGGCACCUCCAAGACAGCCACUACUCAGAAUUUCCUGAAGAACCUCAACAUGGACACUACCGUGAGUUUACAACAUAGGAUGUCACAGAGACACAGGCAGAGCACAUGACACUGAAAUGGCAACCUAUUCCCUAUUCAGUGCACUACUUUUGACCAAGUCCAAUUUAGGACACACACCAUGUGUAUGAACUAUGUUUAAUGUUGCUUCCUUGUGUCUCCAGAUGAUGCUGACCAUCAACUUCUCAUCACGGACCACCUCCAUGGACCUCCAGAGGAACCUUGAGGCCAGCGUGGAGAAGAGGACCAAGGAGAUAUACGGCCCUCCCAUGGGCAAGAGACUGCUGGUCUUUAUGGAUGACCUCAACAUGCCCAGGGUAGGUACCUGCCUGCUCUUCUCUGGCACCCCAUCACCCUCUCUUCCAUUCCUCAACCUGCAUCCUUUGCAUGUGUGUCUGUGUUAAUGUAGGUUAGCGUGUUGGUUUGUCUGGUUGAUUGUAUGUUGGUGUGUAAUUGUACCUGUGUCCUAUCAGGUGGAUGAGUAUGGGACCCAGCAGCCCAUUGCCCUGCUGAAGCUGCUGUUGGACCGAGGAGGCAUGUACGACAGAGGGAAGGAGCUGAACUACAAAGUUCUGAAGGACCUGGGCUUCAUCGCAGCCAUGGGGAAGGCAGGAGGUGGGAGGAACGAGGUGGACACCCGCUUCAUCUCCCUCUUCAGUGUCUUCAACAUCCCCUUCCCAGACGAGGACUCCCUCCAUCUCAUCUACUCCUCCAUCCUCAAAGGACACACCAGGGUGAGACACACUGUCACAGAUGUUAAAAUACAGCUGUUACCACCAAAAACAGCAUUCCCACACAUUAACUAUUGUAUGAAAUGACUUGAUUGUACUCUAACCAUUUAAACCGUAGCCGUUUGAGGAGUGCAUCCAGAAGAUGUGUGACAAGCUGACCUUCUGCACUCUGGAGCUGUACAAGAACAUCAUCAAAGACCUGCCGCCCACGCCAUCCAAGUUCCACUACAUCUUCAACCUCAGGGACCUGUCCAGGGUCUACAACGGUCUGGUCCUCACCAACGCUGAGAGGUCUUAAACAUUACCCUCAGUUGAAUCUAAAUAACAUGUGUUAAGAAGAUGUUACUAACACCUAGAAGCUCAUGUUAAGUGUUGUGUCAUGUUAAGUCUCUGAACGUUUCUCUUCUGUAGGUUUCUGACAGUCACCCAGUUUGUGCGUGUGUGGAGGAAUGAGUGCCUGAGGGUCUUCCAUGACAGGCUCAUCAAUGAAAUAGACAAAGCUCUGGUACGUUCAUCUGCAUGAUUCUGUUCUGCUUAAUCUUGAAAAAUGUAUUAAUGACUUUACAGUAACUUCCUCUUACUAUAUUGUACUUGUUUUCCAUUCUCAUCUGUCCCCUGUCUUGUUGUCUCAGGUCCAGGGCCAUAUACAGAACCUGAUAGAUGAGCACUUUAAGUCAGACUUGGAGUCAGCCAUGAGGGACCCCAUCCUGUUUGGUGACUACAGAACCGCCCUCAACGAGUCUGAGCCACGCGUCUAUGAGGACAUACAGGACUAUGACGCUUCCAAAGCCUUGUUCCAGGUACUCAGAAGUUUGGAUGAUGACUUUCAAACGUGUGUUGGAUUUUUACAUUUAUUAUUGUCCCCUGUCAUCUGUACUAGGCAAAAUUAAACAGCACCCUUUUUUCAAUAUGUUCAAAAUAUCACAACUUUACAGUUUGCCCAGUCUCAAGCCUUUGUCUCGUUGCUGACCUGUCCCUGUCACUGCUCUGUAGGAGAUCCUGGAGGAGUACAAUGAGAACAAGACCAGGAUGAAACUGGUUCUGUUUGACGACGCCCUGGAGCACCUGACCAGAGUGCACCGCAUCAUCAGGAUGGACCGCGGCCACGCCCUGCUGGUGGGGGUGGGCGGCUCCGGGAAGCAGUCCCUUACCAAACUGGCCGCAUUUACCGCAGGUUGCGAGGUCAGCCAGACACAUAUUUCGCAUCCCAACUGUUACCCUAUUCCUUAUAUUGUGCACUACUUUUGCUCUGGUCAAAAGUAGUGCACUAUGUAAGGAAUAAGGUUCCAUUUGGGACACAUCCAUCCUCUGCUACUGCUAAUAGGGGAGGACACCUUUAAUGAGACACCAGAAAAAUACCUUCUUAUAUGGACUGUUGUUUGCCUCUCAAGGUGUUUGAGAUUACACUGAGCAGAGGCUACUCAGAGACCAACCUCCGUGAGGACCUGAAGAUCCUGUAUCUGAAGCUGGGCAUUGAGGACAAGAAGACGGUUUUCCUCUUCACUGAUGCCCACGUGGCUGAGGAGGGCUUCCUGGAACUCAUCAACAAUAUGCUCACCUCGGGUAAAAACUUGAGCAUACACCAGCUCCCACACAUUGUGUGCAUCCCAAAUAGCACCCUAUUCCCUAGAUAGUGCACUACUUUGGACCAGAUAGGGCUCUGGUCCAAAGUAGUGCAAUAUCUAGGGAAUAGGGUGCCAUUUGGGACUCAGCCACUGGCUGUCUAUAGCCCUGCCCACUGUGUCUGGCUCUGCAGUCUGACUAACGCUCUGUGUGUGCAGGUAUGGUCCCUGCUCUGUUCCCAGAUGAUGAGAAGGAGAUGGUGCUGAACCAGCUCCGUGAUGAGGCCAUGAAGAUGGGCUCUGGCCCGUCCAAGGAGAGCGUGUGGCAGUACUUUGUCAACAAGAGUGCCAACAACCUGCACAUUGUCCUGGGAAUGUCCCCUGUGGGAGACACCCUGAGGACACGCUGCAGGAACUUCCCAGGUACACAACCCUUCACUACUGUUCACUUGGCUUUGUCUAUUGUCUGAAGAAUCGAUGUAAAUGCUCCUUGUCUCGUUUAUGUCACAGGGCUGGUGAACAACACUGGGAUUGACUGGUUCCUGCCAUGGCCUCCUCAGGCUCUACAUGCUGUGGCUCAGUCCUUCCUGGGUAUGGAAGCACAGAUUCACGCUUCCACCACCACUACAAUGUACUAGAAUUGUACAAUCAAUUAAUUUAUCUCUGACUGUGAUUAGGGUGUUCAUACAAGCUUUAUAGUGGUGCAACUGAACCAAUCAAUGUCAUGCCACAGGUGAGAGCCCGAUGAUUCCUGAGAGGCACUCGGCAGCCGUAAUUGCUCACGUGUGUAUGGUGCACGGCUCGGUGGGUGACUACAGCAAGAUGUUCCUGCAGAAACUCAGACGCAGCAACUACGUCACCCCCAAGAACUACCUGGACUUCAUCAGCACCUACGCCAACCUCCUGCAGGACAAGGACCAAUACAUCCUGGGUAAGAGGCAGCACAGAGUGGGAAAAAUAUCAAGCCUAAUUAAAGAGCCUUGGUUCUCUGCUACUGCUGUGCUGUAUUGCGAUGGUAUUAUUUUUUCCCUCUGUCCCUUGUGUGGUGUCCCAGCUCAGUGUAAGCGUCUGGAGGGUGGUCUGGAUAAGCUGGAGGAGGCCAGUGUGCAGCUAGCUGAGCUCAACAUCAAGCUGGCAGAGCAGAAGGUGGUUCUAGCAGAGAAAUCCUCCGCCUGUGAGAUCCUACUGCAGGAGAUAGCCACCAACACCACCGUGGGUCAGUGCAGUCAACACAGCAUUAGGCUUAGUUCCAAAUGUCCCCCAAUUCCAUAUACCCUAUUCCCUAUUUAGUGCAUUACUUAUGACCAGGGCUCAUACGCUAAUGCACUAUAUAGGGAAUAUGGUGCUAUUUGGGAAGCAGCCUUAAGACACGUUCGCUGUACCAAUACCAUGUUAAUUAUAGCCCACAGGGCAGCACAAGUAAACAAAACUCUCCUUCUCAUGUAGCUGAGGAGAAGAAGAAGCUGGCGGAGGACAAAGCCAAGGAGAUCGAGGAGCAGAACAAGGUGAUCGCUGUGGAGAAGAGGGAUGCUGAGAGCUCAUUGGCUGAGGCCCUGCCUGCUCUGGAGGCAGCCCGCAUCGCCCUGCAGAGCCUGGACAAGUCUGACGUCACUGAGAUCAGGUGCCCCUCCCUGCCUUCCCCCCUCUGUGCUCUGCUUUGCUCUGCUCCACAUCACCCCCCCUGAUUCUGUGUCCCACAAGUUAAACAGAGGUUGUGUCCCAAAUGGCACCCUAUUCACUAUAUAGUGCACUACUUUUGACUGUGCACUAUAUAGGGAAUAGAGUGUAAUUUUGGAGGCACUCAUAAUGUAGUGGUGAGUCUCAUCAGACAGAUCAGAAAGUAUGGGCCAGGAGUCAGCAGUCUGGUCCUGAUGGAGUGUCACGUUGUCAUCUGGCCUCUUCCCCGGCCCUUGGCUUUGAACGAAGGAAAAUUGUGUCAUAGGAAAAUUACAGAUGGUGAUUUUGGGAAAUGUUUGAUGUUGAUUAAUGGAACAAGUUACUCAGUGGCUUUAAAAGCUUACACAGAGCAAAGCAGACCUCCAGGAGCGGAACUGAACAAACCUGGUCCAGACCACUAACUUCAUAGAUAGAGGAGGCAGCUUUGGUUAGACACAAAUCAAUAAAAACAUAUAAUAUAAAAUACAUCACUCCCACACUUUAAAAACAUUCACUGUGAAUACGUUUCGAGUUUUUAUGCCAUCUGUUGAAGGAAGAUGUAAGUACGAACCUAGUGUGACCUAUGCUUUUUUCCGUGAUCCUUAUCCUAAUUCAUAAAAAACUAAAUUUCAACACUCCUCCAAAGAACGUACAGUGCCUUCAGAAAGUAUUCACACCCCUUGUAUUUUUCCACAUUUUGUUGUUACAAGGUGGGAUUAAAAUUGAUUUAAUUGUCAUUUUUUGUCAACGAUCUACACAGAAUACUCAAUGUCAAAGUGGAAGAAAACUUCUAACAUUUGUAUUUUUUAAAAUGAAAAAUAAAACACUAAUAUAUCUUGAUUACAUAAGUAUUCAACCCCCUGAGUCAAUACAUGUUAGAAUCACCUUUGGCAGUAAUUAUAUCUGUGAGUCUUUCUGGGUAAGUCUCAAAGAGCUCUGCACACCUGAUUGUACAAUAUUGGCACAUUAUUCUUUAAAAAAAUCUUCAAGCUCUGUCAAGUUGGUUGAUCAUUACUAGACAGCCAUUUUCAAGUCUUGCCAAAGAUUUUCAAACCAAUUUAGGUAAAAACUGUAACUAGACCACUCAGGAACAUUCAAUGUCAUCUUGGUAAGCAACUCCAGUGUAUAUUUGGCCUAAUGUUUUAGGUUAUUGUCCUGCUGAAGGUGAAUUUGUCUCCCAGUAUCUGUUGGAAAGCAUACUGAACCAGGUUUUCCUCUAGGAUUUUGCCUGUGCUUAGCUCUAAUCCGUUUCUUUUUAUCCUAAAAAAAGGAUAAAAAACCUACUCCUUGACGAUGACAAGCAUACCCAUAACAUGAUGCAGCCACCAUCAUGCUUGAAAAUAUGAAGAGUGGUACUCAGUGAUGUGUUGUGUUGGAUUUGCCCCAAACAUAACGCUUUGUAUUUUGGAAAUGAAGUUAAUUGUUUUGGCCACAUUUUUUGCAGUUUUACUUUACCAUCUUAUUGCAAACAGGAUGCAUGUUUUGGAAUAUUUUUUUUCUGUACAGGCUUCCUUCUUUUCACUCUGUCGUUUAGGUUGGUAUUGUGGAGUAACUACAAUGUUGUUGAUCCAUCCUCAGUUUUCUCCUAUCACAGCCAUUAAACUCUAACUGUUUUAAAGUCACCAUUGCCUCAUGGUGAUAUCCCUGAGUGGAUUUCGUUCCUCUCUGGCAACUGAGUUAGGAUGGACGCCUGUAUCUUUGUAGUGACUGGGUGUAUUGAAUCACCAUCCAAAGUGUAAUUAAUAACGUCACCAUGCUCAAAGGGAUAUUCAAAGUCUUAUUUUUUUUAUAUUUACUCAUCUACCAAUUGGUGCCCUUCUUUGCGAGGCAUUGGAAAACCUCCCUGGUCUUUGUUGUUGAAUCUGUGUUUGAAAUUCACUGCUUGACUGAGGGACCUUACAGAUAAUUGUAUGUGUGGGGUACAGAGAUGAGCUAGUCAUUCAGAAAUCAUGUUAAACGCUAUUAUUAAACACAGUGGGAGUCCAUGCAACAUAUUAUGUGAGUUGUUAAGCACAUUUUUACUCCUGAACCUAUUCAGGAUUGCCAUAACAAAGGGGUUGAAUAUUUAUUGACUCAAGACAUUUCUGCUUUUCAUUUUUUAUUAAUUUGUAAACAUUUCUAAAAACAUAAUUCCACUUUGACAUUAUGGGGUAUUGUGUGUAGGCCAAUGACACAAAAUCUCAAAUCCAAUCUUUUAUAAAUUCAGGCUGUAACACAACAAAAUGUGGUAAAAGUCAAGGGGUGUGAAUACUUUCUGAAGUCACUAUAAAUCCUAUUUUACAGAUCUUGCAGUCCUGUGUUGAGACGCUGUAUAUUCCCCCCUUGGAGAGGUGUAGUUUUUGCCAAUGGAUAAAAACUAAACAAACAUUUUCUGUGUGAUGAGGUGAUUUUGAAGGAGUCAGGCGCAGGAGGGUAAAUCACAGAAUAAUAGGAUUUAUUCUGAACCACAGAGUUACGCAGUAAUGCGUAAAAACACUACAGUGCGCAAAACAGGCGGAAAUCUCCCGGCGAUACAAAAUACACGGAGCUCCACCGAGCUUCUCUCUCCUCCACAAUUAACAAUCACACACAAAGACAAGGGGGCAGAGGGAACACUUAUAUAGGUACUGAUGAGGGGAUAUGAACCAGGUGUGUGUAAUAAACGAGACAAAACAAAUGGAAUGAUGAGAUGAGAAGCUGCAGUGGCUAGAAGGCCGGUGACGACGAACGGCGAAGCCUGCCCGAACAAGGAGAGGAGGCAGCCUCGGAGGAGGUUGUGACAGUACCCCCCCUUGACACGCAGCUCCAGCAGCGCACCGACACCGGCCUCGGGGACGACCAGGAGGACGUCGAGCAGGGCGAGCCGGAUGGCGGCGGUGGAAAUCCCGCAAAAGGGAGGGAUCGAGGAUAUCCCUCACCGGGUCCCAGCACCGCUCCUCCGGACCGUACCCCUCCCACUCCACGAGGUACUGAAGGCCCCCCACCCGACGCCUCGAAUCCAGGAUGGAACGGACGGAGUACGCCGGGCGGAGGGACCUCUCCCACCUCAGACUCCUGGAGCGGACCAACCACCACCGGCCUAAGGAGAGACACAUGGAACGAGUGGUUAAUGCGGUAAUCUGGAGGGAGUAGUAACCUAUAGGUAACCUUGUUUAUUCUCCUCAGGACUUUGAACGGCCCCACAAACCGCGGGCUCAGCUUCCGGCAGGGCAGGCGGAGGGGCAGAUUCCGGGUCGAGAGCCAGACCCAAUCACCCGGUACGAAGACCGGGGCCUCACUACGGUGGCGGUCAGCGUUGGCCUUCUGGCGACCCACGGCGCAUUGGAGGUGGAUGUGAGCAGCGUUCCACAUCUCCUCCGCACGCCGAAACCAGUCAUCCACCGCAGGAGCCUCGGUCUGGCUCUGAUGCCACGGUGCCAGAACCGGCUGAUAACCUAAAACACAUUGAAAUGCCGUUAGGUUAGUGGAGGAGUGGCGGAGAGAGUUCGGACAUAUUCGGCCCAUGGCAAGAACACCGACCACUCCCCCGGCCGAUCCUGGCAGUAGGACCGCAGGAACCUACCCACAUUCUGAUUCACAUGUUCCACAUGCCCAUUAGACUCGGGGUGAAAACCAGAGGUCAGGCUGACCGAGACCCCCAGACGUUCCAUGAACGCCUUCCAGACCCUGGAUGUGAACUGGGGACCCCGUUCAGACACUAUGUCCUCUGGCACCCCGUAGUGCCGGAAGACGUUUGUAAACAGGGCCUCCGCAGUCUGCAGGGCCGUGGGGAGACCGGGCAGAGAAAGGAGGCGGCAGGCUUUGGAAAAGCGGUCCUCAACGACAAGGAUGGUGGUGUUACCUUGAGAGAGGGGAAGAUCAGUAGGGAAGAAUAUACACAAGUGGGACCAUGGCCGUUGUGGAACUGGUAAGGGCUGUAACUUACCCGCUGGGAGGUGCCUAGGUGCCUUACUCUGGGCGCACACCGAGCAGGAGGAGACAUACAUCCUCAUGUCUUUAGCCAAGGUAGGCCACCAGUACUUCCCGGUCAGGCAGCGCACUGUACGACCGAUACCUGGGUGACCAGAGGAGGGGGCUGUGUGUGUCCAAUAGAUCAGACAGUCACGGACAAGAGAAGGCACGUACUGCAGCCCAGCUGGGCACUGAGGUGGAGAUGGCUCUGUGCGUAACACCCGCUUUAUGUCCGCGUCCAUCGCCCAUACUACCGGUGCCACAAUGCAGGAGGCCGGGAGUAUGGGGGUGUUGUCUAUGGGCCUCUCCUCUGUGUCGUACAGCCGUGACAGUGCGUCUGCCUUCACUUUCUUCGUACCCGGGAUGUAAGAUAGAGUAAAAUCAAACCGGGUGAACAAUAGGGCCCACCUGGCCUGGAGAGGGUUCAGCCUCCUCGCUGCCCGGAUGUACUCCAGGUAACGGUGGUCCGUCCAGACGAGGAAAGGGUGUUUUGCCCCCUCUAGCCAGUGCCUCCACACGGUCAGGGCUCGGACAACAGCCAACAGCUCCCGAUCACCAACGUCAUAGUUCUUCUCCGCCGGGCUGAGCAUCUUGGAAAAGAAAGCACAGGGUCGGAGUUUGGGUGGCGUGCCCGAGGACAGCACCUAUCCCUACCUCGGGCGCAUCCACCUCCACUACGAACGGUAGUGAUGGAUCGGAAUGGGCCAGUACCGGGGCUGAGGUGAACAGAACCCUCAGGUUACUGAAGGCCCUGUUAGCCUCAGCAGACCAGCGGAGCCAGGACGGCCCACCCUUCAACAGGGAUGUGAUGGGAGCUGCGACCUUGCCAAAGACCCGGAUAAACCUCCGAUAGUAGUUGGCAAAGCCAAUAAAGCCCUGCACCUCCUUGACCGUGGUUGGAGUCGGCCAAUUACGCACGGCUGAAAUGCAAUCUCCCUCCAUCUCCACACCUGAGGUGGUAAUGCGGUAUCCGAGGAAGGAGACGGACUGUUGGAAAAACAGACCAAGCAUGUCCCGAAACACCUCAUUCACAAGGACUGGAAGACGGAUGGAGCGUUCAUCAAACCGUAAGGCAUCACCAGGUAUUCGUAAUGCCCCGUGGUUGUGCUGAAUGCGGUCUUCCACUCGUCCCCCUCUCGGACACGCACCAGGUUGUACGCACACCGGAGAUCUAAUUUUGUGUAGAAGUGCACCCCAUGCAUUGACUCGAUCACAGAUGGAAUGAGGGGUAGAGGAUAACUAUAACGUAUUGUCCCCUUGUUCAGUGCUCGGUAAUCAAUGCAAGGGCGCAGACCUCCGUCUUUCUUCUUCACAAAAAAUAAACUUGAGGAGGCAGGCGAAGUGGAGGGACGUAUGAACCCCUGGAGCAGGGACUCGGACACGUAUGGCUCCAUAGCCUCCGUUUCAGCCUGCGACAGGGGAUAGACGUGACUCUUGGGAGGCACAGCAUCCAUCCGGAGGUUUAUCGCGCAAUCCCCCGCCCAAUGAGGUGGUAAUUUGGUCGCCUGCGUUUUGGAAAACGUGUGCGCCAAAUCGAGGUAUUCGGGGGGAAUGCGCACGGUGGAGGUAGUGUCUGGACUUUCCACCGUGGUUGCACCAACGGAAACACCUAGACACCUACCCGGACACUCUCGCGACCACCCCGGUUAGAUCCCUCUGCAGCCAUGAAAAGGUGGGGUUGUGUAGUGCUAACCAGGGAAGACCUAACACGACAGGGAAAUCAGGAGACUCAAUAAUAAAAAAUGUGACUUGCUCUCGAUGAGUCUUGUGCGUAUCCAUAGUGACUAGUGCUGUAACUUCCCUAACGAACCCGGAACCUAAUGGUCGACUGUCAAAUGCUCUGAUGGGGAGUGGAAUGGAUAGGGGAACCAAUGUAAUGCCUAGACUAUGUGCAAAUGACCUGUCCAUAAAGUUCCCAGCUGCGCCUGAAUCGACUAGCGCCUUACACUGUGGAACUACCGUGUAAUCAGGAAAGUGGAUGUGUAGGGUACAGUGCACAGCAGAGGGCUCUGAACGAGUGUGAGUGUUCGAUUCCUGGGGUGACGCGAGAGUGCCCUGCCUGCCGCCUCCAGACCCAAAAGAACGCCGACGACAGCAUGCAGCAGAAUGUCCUCCCGUGCCACAAGAGUGACACUGGCGCUGUCGUCCUCCGCUCUCCCGGAUCGCCGCUCCAUCAUCUCGGCUGGUCCGACCAGCCGCUCGCCCGUCUCUCUAUCUUCGGGCGGAUGAUCGAAGACUGCCCGAAAGAGGCGAGCGAACUCCCCGUAGUUGUCCAACGCGGCUCCUCCUUCACUCCAGACCGCGUUGGCCCACUCCAGGGCUUUCCCUGAGAGGCAGGAGACGAGGGCGGACACCUCACCCGCUCCGAUGGAGCCGGCCUGAUGGUUGAGAAGUAUAAAUUCAUUUGUAGGAGGAAUCCCUGGCAGAGGGCAGCUGUCCCGUCAAAAUCCCAUGGUCGAGAUAUAUGAAUCCCUCUGGGUGCUGGAGUGUGGGUGGCUGGAUCCGGUCGCUCAGCUGGUCCCGAAAGAUCGGGUCUUCUCCUCUUCAGGCAUUGGACAACCUGGAGAACCCGAUCCAUCGCUUCUCCCAAGCUGAUUAGCAUAGUCGAAUGCUCCCGGACCCGUGCCACGACUCCAGGCAGGUGCUUCUCUCCUGCUGACUCCUUGGUCGCGGUGUGUGAUUCUGUGAUGAGGUGAUUUUGAAGGAGUCAGGCGCAGGAGGGUAAAUCACAGAAUAACAGGAUUUAUUCUGAACCACAGAGUUACGCAGUAAUGCGUAAAAACACUCCAGUGCGCAAAACAGGAGCACUGGAAAAUACAAGGCACACAGGGAAAUCUCCCAGCGAUAAAAAAUACACAGAGCUCUCUCUCCUCCACAAUAAACAAUCACACACAAAGACAAGGGGGCAAAGGGAACACUAAUACAGGUACUGAUGAGGGGAUAUGAACCAUGUGUGUGUAAUAAACAAGACAAAACAAAUGGAAUGAUGAGAUGAGGAGCGGCAGUGGCUAGAAGGCCGGUGACGACGAACGGCAAAGCCUGCCCGAACAAGGAGAGGAGGCAGCCUCGGAGGAGGUCGUGACAUUCUGGUUUAGAUUGUUUUCCCGCUUGACUCGUUUAAAAUAGCAAUUUGUACUUGGUGAAUCUGCUACGUCAGUUUGGGAUAUUACAACAACAAAGAAGUUACUUCAAAUAACGAACACUGUUUUUUUCCCUCAGACAUCAUUACAUGCGCAAUAGAACAGCAGAGUAUGUACUGCGAUAUAUUUUAAUUUUUUUACCAUGAUACCAGACGUUCCUCUCCUCUGUUUCAUCAACAAAAUAAUAACAAAGGCGCUACGGCAAACAGUGGCGCUGUUUCCAGCUUUAACAAAAGUUGUUGCCCUAGAGCUCCAUUCAUGUUCAUUGAUUAUUGUUUUCCUGUGCCUGUCUCUCUGGUUGUGCUUCUGUCUUCUCGUCUGGCGCGCCAACCCUUGCAGAUCAUUUGCCAAGCCACCCAAACAGGUGCAGGUGGUAUGUGAGUGCAUCCUGGUAAUGCGAGGCCAGAAGGAGAUCAGCUGGAAGUCAGCCAAGAGCAUGAUGUCAGAGGGCAACUUCCUGCGCGCAUUGAUGGAGAUGGACUGUGAUGCCAUCAACCCCAGCCAGGUCAAGACUGUCAGAGGUAGGUAGGUCACUUCUGUUCUGUGGUGUUCAUGCCAAAACAGGACAACAAUAGGUCUAACUAUAUACAUAUUGCAACUUUAACAUACAGUGAGGGAAAAAUUUGAUCCCCUGCUGAUUUUGUACGUUUGCCCACUGACAAAGAAAUGAUCAGUCAAUCAUUUUAAUGGUAGGUUUAUUUGAACAGUGAGAGACAGAAUAACAACAAAAAAAUCCAGAAAAACGCAUGUCACAAAUGUUAUAAAUUGAUUUGCAUUUUAAUGAGGGAAAUAAGUAUUUGACCUCCUCUCAAUCAGAAAGAUUUCUGGCUCCCAGGUGUCUUUUAUACAGGUAACGAGCUGAGAUUAGGAGCACACUCUUAAAGGGAGUGCUCCUAAUCUCUGCUUGUUACCCGUAUAAAAGACACCUGUCCACAGAAGCAAUCAAUCAAUCAGAUUCCAUACUCUCCAUCAUGGCCAAGACCAAAGAGCUCUCCAAGGAUGUCAGGGUCAAAUUGUAGACCUACACAAGGCUGGAAUGGGCUACAAGACCAUCGCCAAGCAGCUUGGUGAGAAGGUGACAACAGUUGGUGCAAUUAUUCGCAAACGGAAGAAACACAAAAUAACUGUCAAUCUCCCUCGGCCUGGGGCUCCAUGCAAGAUCUCACCUCGUGGAGUUGCAAUAAUCAUGAGAACGGUGAGGAAUCAGCCCAGAACUACACAGGAGGAUCUUGUCAAUGAUCUCAAGGCAGCUGGGACCAUAGUCACCAAGAAAACAAUUGGUAACACACUACGCCGUGAAGGACUGAAAUCCUGCAGUGCCCGCAAGGUCCCCCUGCUCAAGAAAGCCCAUAUACAGGCCCGUCUGAAGUUUGCCAAUGAACAUCUGAAUGAUUCAGAGGAGAACUGGAUGAAAGUGUUGUGGUCAGAUGAGACCAAAAUAGAGCUCUUUGGCAUCAACUCAACUCGCCGUGUUUGGAGGAGGAGGAAUGCUGCCUAUCACCCCAAGAACACCAUCCCCACCAUCAACAUGGAGGUGGAAACAUUAUGCUUUGGGGGUGUUUUUCGGCUAAGGGGACAGGACAACUUCACCGCAUCAAAGGGACGAUGGACGGGGCCAUGUACCAUCAAAUCUUGGGUGAGAACCUCCUUCCCUCAGCCAGGGCAUUGAAAAUGGGUCGUGGAUGGGUAUUCCAGCAUGACAAUGACCCAAAACACACGUUCAAGGCAACAAAGGAGUGGCUCAAGAAGAAGCACAUUAAGGUCCUGGAGUGGCCUAGCCAGUCUCCAGACCUUAAUCCCAUAGAAAAUCUGUGGAGGGAGCUGAAGGUUCGAGAUGCCAAACGUCAGGCUCGAAACCUUAAUGACUUGGAGAAGAUCUGCAAAGAGGAGUGGGACAAAAUCCCUUCUGAGAUGUGUGCAAACCUGGUGGCCAACUACAAGAAACGUCUGACCUCUGUGAUUGCCAAUAAGGGUUUUGCCACCAAGUACUAAGUCAUGUUUUGCAGAGGGGUCAAAUACUUAUUUCCCUCAUUAAAAUGCAAAUCAAUUUAUAACAUUUUUGACAUGCGUUUUUCUGGAUUUUUUUGUUGUUAUUCUGUCUCUCACUGUUCAAUUAAACCUACCAUUAAAAUUAUAGACUGAUCAUGUCUUUGUCAGUGGGCAAACGUACAAAAUCAGCAGGGGAUCAAAUACUUUUUUCCCUCACUGUACAUUAUGAGCACUCAAAAAGCAAAUACCAGGUAACUGCCAAAAUAAAGGAAACACCAACAGUGUCUUAAUAGGGUGUUGGGCCACCAUGAGCCGCAAGAACAGCUUCAAUGCUCCUUGGCGGAAGUUCUACAAGUGUCUGGAACUCUGUUGGAGGGAUGCGACACCAUUGUUCCACAAUAAAUAAUUUGGUGUUUGUGGUGGAGGGAAAUGCUGUCUCAGGCACCGCUCCAGAAUCUCCCAUAAGUGUUGAGAUCUGGUGAGUGGUGACUGAGACACACACACACACACACACUUUAAAUCCCCUAUGCUCCUUUGAGACCCCUCUUUCAAAGUAACUGAGAGCUCUUCUUCUAGCCAUGGUAGCCAAAAUAAUCGGCAACUGGGCAUAUUUAUACAUGACCCUAAGCAUGAUGGGAUGUUAAUAGAUUCAUUAACUCAGGAACCACACCUGUGUGGAAGCACCUGAUUUCAAUAUACUUUGUAUGCCUCGUUUACUCAAGUGUUUCCUUUAUUUUGGCAGUUACUUGUAUAUGUUCACUCUAUUGCCCUGUGUUUCCCCUGGCCAGGCUUCUUGAAGAACCUGAACACCAGCUUUGAGGAGAUGCAGGCCAUCAGUAAGGCUGGCUCUGGGAUGCUCAAGUUUGUGGAGGCUGUCAUGGGCUACUGUGACGUCGCCAGGGAGAUCAAGCCCAAGAGAGAGAAGGUAACAUGAUCCAGGCAAUGUCAUAGAGAUAGUUACUUUUACUUUGAUCGGCACAGGGGAAGUGCCAUAGUCAUGGAUCUCUUUUGAUUACGUUUUAGGCAUAACACUAUCCAGCACACGGCCCAUGCCAGUUAAAUUGCACCAGCCUAUAAGAAUCAGCAGUGUUGUGUUAGUGGUGUUUCAACCCCCCUGGCUGUCUGUUGCAGGUGGCGCGCCUAGAGAAGAACUUCUUCCAGAGCAAGCGUGAGCUGGAGCGUAUUCAGAACGAGCUGGGGACCAUCCAGAGGGAGCUGGGGGCGCUGGGGGACAAGUACAGUGCUGCCAUGGGGGAGAAGCAGCUGCUGCAGGAGGAGGCUGAGGUCAUGGAGAGGAGGCUGAUCGCGGCUGACAAACUCAUCUCAGGCCUGGGCUCGGAGAAUGAGCGGUGAGGACAGCACAGUGGAGUGUAUAUACACACAGACUCAGCAUGACUUACAGCCAGUUGAAGGCUGUGGACCAUGUCUAUAUGUCCCCAAUUUGUAAGUCGCUCUGGAUAAGAGUGUCUGCUAAAUGACUCAAAUGUAAUGUAAAUGUAUAUCCCACUUGGCAAAAACGGGUUGAAUCAACGUUGUUUCCAUGUCAUUUCAACAAAAACUUUCAAUGUGAUGAUGUUGAAUCAACAUGGAAAAUUGAUUGGAUUUGCAAAAAGUCAUCAACGUAAGGGGAUUCAGUCUUUUUUUCACCCAACUUUGAACCUAAAUCCAAUGACAUGGUGAAUGUUUUUGUUGAUUUCACGUUAGUUGACAACUCAAUCAAAUAUAAACCAAAACUAGAUGUUGAAAUGACGUCUGUGCCCUACCUUUUCUGUAUCUGUCUCUUCCUCCUCUUCUCGUCUUCCUCUCCUUCUUCCUCCUCCCAGAUGGACAGAUGACCUGGAGGAGUUGAAGCAGCGUCGUGUGCGUCUCCUAGGCGACUGCCUGAUCUGUGCUGCGUUCCUGAGCUACGAGGGGGCAUUCAGCUGGGACUUCAGGAAUGAGAUGGUGUUUGACGUGUGGGAGAAGGAUGUGUUGGAGAGAGGCAUCCCUCUCAGCCAGCCCUUCAGAGUGGAGAGCCUACUAACCGACGAGGUGGAGAUCAGCAGGUCAGAGACAGUCUGUGGACUGUACCUGUGUGUUGGUGUGUGUAAGUGUGUGUGCGUACGUACGUACGUACGUGCAUUCAUGCUUGCAUUCGUGAAUGCGUGUUUUUUUUAUGCAUGUGUUUCCGUGUCUGUGUCUGUGUAAAAGGAAUAGAGAGAGUAAAGGUGUCUGUGUUGUAGAUGGGGCUCAGAGGGCCUGCCUCCAGAUGAGCUGUCAGUCCAGAACGGGAUUCUGACCACCAGGGCCAGCCGCUUCCCCAUGUGUAUCGAUCCCCAACAGCAAGCCCUCAACUGGAUCAAAAAGAAGGAGGAGAAGUUCAACCUCAAGGUACGGCUGACUUUAUCAGCUGACUUGACAGGAUCUAACUAUUAUUCUUUAACAUUUGCAAAUUACUGGAAGUCAUUUACUGGAUGUUAUUCUUACACUGUAUGUGAUUUACCUUUUCCAUAGAUCUCUUCAUUCAAUGACCCAGACUUCUUGAAGCAGCUGGAGAUGGCCAUCAAGUAUGGCUUUCCCUUCCUGUUCCAAGACGUGGAUGAGUACAUUGACCCUGUGAUCGACAACGUCCUGGAGAAGAACGUGAAAGGAGCCGAGGGCCGGCAGGUUAUAACGCUGGGGGACAAGGAGGUAGACUACGACCCCAACUUCAAACUCUACCUCAACACCAAGCUGUCCAACCCCAAGUACUCUCCCUCUGUGUUCGGGAAGGCUAUGGUCAUCAACUACACUGGUGAGACGUCUCUGUAUGUCAGGACACCUGUGUCUAUACUGUAUGUGGUGUGAGUGUGUGGGGUAACAGUUUGUGUGCGUGUGUGUGUGCAUGCGUGUGUGUGUCUCUCUCAGUGACGCUGAAGGGUCUGGAGGACCAGCUGCUGAGUGUGAUCGUGGGCUUUGAGCGUAAGGAGCUGGAAGAGCAGCGGGAGAGGCUGAUCCAGGAGACCAGUGAGAACAAGAAGCUGCUGAAAGACCUGGAGGACUCUCUGCUGAGGGAGCUCUCCACCUCCACAGGCAACAUGCUGGAUAACGUGGAGCUGGUCCACACUCUGGAGGAGACCAAGUCCAAGGCCAGCGAGGUACGUCUGGAGACAGGGAUACACUCACUCUCAAGGGGAAGACGUCAGAGAGCAUGAGGCCUGGGCAAUCUUAAUGCUUUGUCUGUGUUCUCUAAUGUAACCCCCCAGGUGUUUGAGAAGCUGAAGCUGGCAGAGAAGACAUCAACAGACAUUGAUAAGCUGCGAGAUGGCUACCGUCCCGCUGCCAAGCGCGGUGCCAUCCUGUUCUUUGUGCUGGCGGAGAUGGCCCUGGUGAACAGCAUGUACCAGUACUCUCUGGCCUCCUACCUGGAGGUGUUUGACUUCUCCCUGCGCAAGUCCCUGCCUGACUCCAUCCUGCCCAAGAGGCUGAAGAAUAUCAUGGACACCCUGACAUACAACGUCUACAACUAUGGAUGCACAGGUGAGGUGACAGGGUGUCCAGGAAUGGUAGAACCUGGACUUUUGUGGGAACAGUUAUGUGAAGUUGGGAUUGAUACGAAACUGUGUGUGCUGCGUGGUGUGUGGUGUGGUGUGUGUGUGUAUGUGUGUGAGUGACUCCUCAGGUCUGUUUGAGAGACACAAACUGCUGUUCUCCUUCAACUUGACCAUAAAGAUUGGGCAGCCAGAGGGGAGGGCUCCCCAGGAGGAGCUGGAGUUCUUCCUCAAGGGUGAGAGACAUCAUAUGAUGUAAUCUACCAUACACUCACAUAAACACAGCACACCAACUUGGAGACAUAACUCACAUACACUUUUAACACUUACAUUUCUCUCUCUGUGCUCUCCAAUCCAGGCAACCUGUCCCUGGAGAUGAGCAAGAGGAAGAAGCCGUGUCCCUGGCUUCCAGGCCAGGGCUGGGAGGACAUCAUACGACUGGCUGAGCUCUUCCCUGCUGAGUUUGGCACUCUACCAGACGACGUGGAGAAGAACCUGCCAGAGUGGAAGACUGUGAGUAACACCAUCCAAUCUUGUGACCUAGUGACACACUGAAUAUGUUCCUAUGUAGAAUGGUUCAUUGUUAACCUUCCUCUCUGCUGUCCUCUCAGUGGUAUGACCUGGAUGGGCCGGAGCAGGCGCCCUUCCCCAUUAAGUAUAAAGAGAACCUGACUGCCUUCCAGAAGCUGCUGUUACUGCGCUGCUUCCGCCUGGACAGAGUCUACCGGGCUGUCACUGACUAUGUCACCAUCACCAUGGGAGAGAAGUAAUAGAGCGUUCUCCUACUUGUAAACAAACCUGAACUCCUAUUGCUUUGAUCCAAAAUACCUUGACUUGUGGACUCAGUGUUUCUCCCUAUUCACGUUCCACUGUCUACCUCGACCCCCUCCCUCUCAGGUAUGUGCAGCCCCCUGUGAUCAGUUUCGAGGCCAUCUAUGAGCAGAGCACACCCAACUCCCCGAUCGUGUUCAUCCUGAGCCCCGGCUCCGACCCAGCCAGUGAUCUCAUGAAGCUGGCUGAGAGGUCUGGCUUUGGGGGCAGCAGGCUCAAGUUUCUGGCCAUGGGACAAGGCCAGGAGAAGGUACCAGACAACACUCAUUAAUCACAGCGAUAGAGCUUCCAAUGUUACCACAUGUACUUUUGGUGCACAUUCAACCACAAAGCUAAUUGUAAUGUUGUUAGUACGAUACAGUAUUGUUGUUGUGUGCUGUAGGUGGCGCUGCAGCUGCUGGAGACGGCGGUAUCUCGGGGCCAGUGGCUGAUGCUGCAGAACUGCCACCUGCUGGUGAAGUGGCUGAAGGACCUAGAGAAGUCCCUGGAGAGGAUCACCAAGGCACACCCUGACUUCAGACUGUGGCUCACCACAGACCCCAUCAAAGACUUUCCCAUCGGCAUCCUACAGAAGUCUCUCAAGGUGAGGAAGAGCUCUAACUCAGUCAAACAGGCCUGCUACCUACUGUAGCUAACACAGACUGUUGCUUACUGCAGCUAACUGUAUACAAUGUGACUUAGUUUUAUGAUAAAGUGUCUGUCCGUCUCUGAUUCACUCUUCCAACACCAUACAGUCUUCCCAGCCAGAUUCGUUCACCUAAUCACGGCAGAACUGAGCCAUUGAGGAUUGAAGCGAAUUGAGCUUUAGGACCUGAUCUCUGUGUCUCUGUUUGUCCAGGUGGUGACAGAGCCUCCCAACGGGCUGAAGCUGAACAUGAGGGCAACCUUCUUUAAGAUCGCCCACGAGACUCUGAUGGGCUGCCCCCACCCGGCCUACCGCAGUCUGGUCUAUGUGCUGUCGUUCUUCCACGCUGUGGUGCAGGAGAGACGCAAAUACGGCAAGAUCGGCUGGAACGUGUCCUACGACUUUAACGAGUCUGACUUCCAGGUGAGUGGGAAAAUUACUGUUUUUAACAGCAUCCACAGGACUUACACUAUUGAUUACAUUUCCAUUUACUUCAUAGUAAUUUCCUUUUGCUGAUCAGUUUAAAUGUAAUGUCUGUAACUCCACUCUUUGUGUGUGCUGAUGUGGAUGUUCCUAUGUUGACCAGGUGUGCAUGGAGAUCCUGGACACCUACUUGACCAAAGCCCACACUCAGGGAGACACCAAGAUCCCCUGGGGAAGUCUCAAGUACCUCAUAGGAGAGGUCAGGCUCACCUCUUCAUACAUCACAUUGACUUAACAAUGAUAAUACAGAAUCCUAUUAGUAUAAUAGCCUAGCUGUGUGUGUGUGUGUGUGUGUGUGUGUGUGUGUGUGUGUGUGUGUGUUUACACUCCCUUUCUCAGGUAAUGUAUGGAGGCAGGUGUAUAGAUAGCUUUGACCGCAGGAUCCUGACGGUCUACAUGGAUGAGUACCUGGGAGACUUCAUCUUUGACACCUUCCAACCCUUCCACUUCUUCCACAACAAGGAGGUGGACUACAAGAUCCCUCCUGACGGGCCCAAGGAAAAUUAUGUUGGUCAGUGGAUGUAGUUCACUGGUCUGAUAUACAGACUACAAAUGUAGCUUUUUACAUACGAUUUCUGCUGCACAGCCCUUGUUGUUAUUAACUUGUAGUUGUCAUCCAUCUUCUCUGAUUGACUUGCUAUGUAUCACAGGGGAGAUUGAGACCCUGCCCCUGGCCAACACUCCAGAGGUGUUUGGUCUGCACCCUAAUGCUGAGAUUGGAUACUACACACAGGCAGCCCGCGACAUGUGGACCCAUCUGAUAGAUCUGCAGCCUCAGACUGGUAACAGAAACCACACACACACACACACCCACAGACUGAAGGUAAUCUGGCCUCCUCACCUUUCUGUCGUGGUCCUCAGGUGAGUCUGGCGGAGGCAUCAGCAGGGAUGAGUACAUCAGCAACGUGGCCCGGGACAUCCAGAACAAGCUGCCCCAGGUGUUUGACCUGGACGUGAUCCGUAAGAAGUUUGGCUUGGAGAUCUCCCCCACCUCUGUGGUGCUGCUGCAGGAGCUGGAGCGCUUCAACAAGCUCAUCGUCAGGAUUGGACGCUCUCUGGCUGAGUUGCAGAGGGUGAGAGAGGGGGAGGAGACAGGCAGGAACAGUGAGGGGUAGUGAAAGAGGAAGAACUACAGGGACAGACUGUCAUGUGGCCUUCCUUUGUAUCUACAUAAAAGUAUAAUUAUCUUUAGAACAUUUGCUGUUGUCUAUUGCAUAUUUACUAAAGGAACCAGGUGAGAUACCACACCUAUAGUUUGGUAUGGUGACAUGAACUAAGAAAUGUGUCUUUGUGCCUUUAGGCUCUGGCUGGUGAGGUGGGCAUGAGUAGUGAGCUGGAUGAGGUGGCACGCGCCCUCUUCAACGGCAUGAUCCCUGCCAUCUGGAGGAAGCUGGCACCUGAUACCCUCAAGUCCCUGGGCAACUGGAUGAUCCACUUCAAGAGGCGUUACGAGCAGUACAACUCCUGGGUGAGCAUUCUGCGCUCAUAUCUCUCAGAAGAUUGGUUUAGUUUUUAGGAUCCCCAUUAGCUGUUGCUCAUGCAGAUAUGUUAUUCAAGGUCACUCUUUCUUGGUAUCAAAGUAUCCAUGAUGUAUAGUACAUAUUAAUAUAAAUAUACAUUUUCCGUGUAAAUACAGUAUGUACAUGCAUGCUUGUGUAUGUAGUGGUUGUGUAGUUAUGUUGUCCUGUAUGGUUCUUCCUCCCAGGUGGAUGAAGGGGAGCCCAAUGUGAUGUGGUUGUCUGGGCUGCAGAUCCCAGAGUCCUACCUGACUGCUCUGGUUCAGGCCACCUGCAGGAGGAACGGCUGGCCGCUGGACCGCUCCACACUCUACACACAGGUCACCCAGUACACCACUGAGGAGGAGGUCAACGAGAGGCCUGGACAGGGUGAGAGUCCUCUAACACACACACACACACACACACAGACAGACAGACAGACAGACAGACAGACGGACACACAGUGAUGCUUUGAUACUGAAGGUUGUGGUUGUGUUCUCCCAGGCUGCUUCGUGUCAGGCCUGUAUCUGGAGGGAGCAGACUGGGACACAGAGAGGGGUUGUCUGAUCAGGAGUAAACCCAAAGUACUGGUGGUCCAGCUGCCCAUCCUGAAGGUCAUCCCCAUAGAAGCACAUCGCCUCAAACUACAGGUAGGGGGCAGCACCACUCACAACCUUAUCACUUCAGAUUCUGUGCUAAGUGACUUCGCUAGUGGCCUCUCUAGCAAUGCAGUUUCAUUGUUUUAAAAUGUCUGUUUUGCCGUUUUCUAACUGUGUCCAAAUGUCUGUGUGUUUGUUUCGUAGAAUACUCUGAGGACUCCAGUGUACACAACUUCCAUGAGGAGGAAUGCUAUGGGUGUGGGGCUGGUGUUUGAGGCAGAUCUCUUCACCACCAAGCACAUCUCCCACUGGGUGCUGCAGGGAGUCUGUCUGUGCCUCAACGCAGACUGA
Molecule: messenger RNA, 22980 nt
Organism: Coregonus sp. 'balchen'
Lineage: Eukaryota; Metazoa; Chordata; Actinopteri; Salmoniformes; Salmonidae
Source: the annotation of a GenBank genome assembly